Ochotona curzoniae (black-lipped pika) is the source of this 5160-nucleotide messenger RNA. It is a transcript of the gene HNRNPA3, whose product is annotated as heterogeneous nuclear ribonucleoprotein A3. NCBI's taxonomy places the organism in Eukaryota, Metazoa, Chordata, Mammalia, Lagomorpha, Ochotonidae. Gene Ontology annotation, molecular function: RNA binding. The transcript has 11 exons. The record is from RefSeq and is a predicted model, not a curated record. The coding region runs from base 69 to 1205 and encodes 378 amino acids.
ACUGGCCCCGCCUCUUCCUCUCGGUCCCAUAUUGAACUCGAGUUGGAAGAGGCGAGUCCGGUCUCAAAAUGGAGGUAAAACAGCCGCCCGGUCGCCCCCAGCCCGACUCCGGCCGUCGCCGCCGCCGCCGGGGGGAGGAGGGUCAUGAUCCAAAGGAACCAGAGCAGUUGAGGAAACUGUUUAUUGGUGGUCUGAGCUUUGAAACUACAGAUGAUAGCUUGAGAGAACAUUUUGAGAAAUGGGGCACACUGACAGAUUGUGUGGUAAUGAGAGAUCCCCAAACAAAACGUUCCAGGGGGUUUGGUUUUGUGACUUACUCUUGUGUUGAAGAGGUGGAUGCAGCAAUGUGUGCUCGACCACACAAGGUUGAUGGGCGUGUUGUGGAACCAAAGAGAGCUGUUUCUAGAGAGGAUUCGGUAAAGCCUGGUGCCCAUCUAACAGUGAAGAAAAUUUUUGUUGGUGGUAUUAAAGAAGAUACAGAGGAAUAUAAUUUGAGAGACUACUUUGAAAAAUAUGGCAAGAUUGAAACCAUAGAAGUUAUGGAAGAUAGGCAGAGUGGCAAAAAAAGAGGAUUUGCUUUUGUAACUUUUGAUGAUCAUGAUACAGUUGAUAAAAUUGUUGUUCAGAAAUACCACACUAUUAAUGGUCAUAGUUGUGAAGUGAAAAAAGCCCUUUCUAAACAAGAGAUGCAGUCUGCUGCUGGAUCACCGAGAGGCCGUGGAGGUGGAUCUGGCAACUUUAUGGGUCGUGGAGGAAACUUUGGAGGUGGUGGAGGUAAUUUUGGCCGUGGUGGAAACUUUGGUGGAAGAGGAGGUUAUGGUGGUGGUGGUGGUGGCAGCAGAGGAAGUUACGGAGGAGGUGAUGGUGGAUAUAAUGGUUUUGGAGGUGAUGGUGGCAACUAUGGUGGUGGUCCUGGUUACAGUAGCAGGGGAGGCUAUGGUGGUGGUGGACCAGGAUAUGGAAACCAAGGUGGUGGAUAUGGUGGAGGAGGAGGAUAUGAUGGUUACAAUGAAGGAGGAAAUUUUGGAGGCAACUAUGGUGGUGGUGGAAACUACAAUGAUUUUGGAAAUUACAGUGGACAACAGCAAUCAAAUUAUGGGCCCAUGAAAGGGGGCAGUUUUGGUGGGAGAAGCUCGGGCAGUCCUUAUGGUGGUGGUUAUGGAUCUGGUGGUGGAAGUGGUGGAUAUGGUAGCAGAAGGUUCUAAAUACAGCAGAAAAGGGCUACAGUUCUUAGCAGGAGAGAGAGCGAGGAGUUGUCAGGAAAGCUGCAGGUUACUUUGAGACAGUCGUCCCAAAUGCAUUAGAGGAACUGUAAAAAUCUGCCACAGGAGGAACGAUGAUCCAUAGUCAGAAAAGUUACUGCAGCUUAAACAGGAAACCCUUCUUGUUCAGGACUGUCAUAGCCACAGUUUGCAAAAAGUGCAGCUAUUGAUUAAUGCAAUGUAGUGUCAAUUAGAUGUACAUUCCUGAGGUCUUUUAUCUGUUGUAGCUUUGUCUUUUCUUUUUCUUUUCAUUACAUCAGGUAUAUUGCCCUGUAAAUUGUGGUAGUGGUACCAGGAAUAAAAAAUUAAGGAAUUUUUAACUUUUCAAUAUUUGUGUAGUUCAGUUUUUCUACAUUUUAGUACAGAAACUUUAACACAAUGCAGUUUUGAAGGUGUUUCCUUGUGAGUUAACAAGUAAAGAAGAUCAUUGUUAAUUACUAUUUUGUAUGAAUUUUGCUAAUGUUAACUGUAAAGAAACACCUACUGACUUGCGGGUUAAGGGGAAUCUAUUCUCCCCAUUCCAAACCAUGAUAUGAAUGGGCACUGACAUGUGGAGAGAAUAGAUAUUUGUAUGUUUGCAAUGUGUGUUUUAGAUAAAUAGGAUUGGGUAUUUAAAUUAGCAUAUUUGUGAAUUUAAUAGCGUUAAGAUUACUUCAAAUGAAAAAUCUCAGAAUUCCUCUUUGGUUUUGUGCAUUUUCUUUCAAAAUGUAAUCAUAUGAUUUUAGUGUGUUAGAUUUUGCCGAGUCCUAGUUGUGUUAAGAACAUUUCCAUUCUACAUUUUACCUUGGUCACAUUUGAACUGCUGCCAUAGUUGGGGGUAUAAAGAAUGUCUACUGCCCUCUAUUUAAAUUUUGGGAUGGGAUAGUAGGUGUUUUUCCACUCUUAUCUUAAAAAACCAUUCUGAAACACAUCAAAAUAUAUAGGACCACUAAGCCUGCUAUAUCUGAGCAUAUUCGUUGGGUACUUUUUUUUAUUUUUCAAGCAUAAGAGGCCCAAUUAAAUCUGAUUAUUUUCCUUGGUUUACCUUUUUUAUUGGUUACAAACUCAGUGGGAAUAAAAUUGAUGUGUUAUUGAACCUUUAACUGGCUGGCAUGCUUUCCUGUCUAUACCCAGCGAAGUACAGUUUAGAAAUAUUUGUCCAAAAUAACCUAAUGCAGCAGAAAUGUAGCAUAGUUGCUUAGUACAACCUUCUCUCAGAGCACUGAAUUGAAAUUUAAAUCUUGAGUUCCCAAAUACACUGUUACAUCUUGUGUUCAUUUCAACCUAAAUGUUGGUGUCAGAUUGUAUGGAAGACUCGGUUGAGAAGAAUUUUAGAUACUGAGAUACAUAAUAUAUGAACCAGUGUCUACUGUUCCGCGCCAGCUAGUGUUUACGGUUUCGUUCAAACCCUCACUAUGUGCCCUGCUGUCACUCCUUUGGCAGUUGAACGUUGAAUCCAAGAUUUUUGUUUUAGCAGUACUAAGCAAAAAAAAAAAAAAAGCAAUAAAAAGGGGAUUGGGGUGUGCUAGUGUUUGAAUAUGCUCUCUCGUUGCUCUAAUUCUGUGCCUCUGUGCAUUACUAUUUGGAUGCAUGCAAUACCAGCAUGGAAAUCGGUCUUCACAGAUACUGCAGUUUUCCAGAAACACACACAAACCAAUAAAUGUAAUACAACAUUCCAUGUGUUAAUGGACAUAUGUGAAUGAGCAGUGGGGAAAAACAAGGCUAAUGUUAGAAAAUGGUUAAAUUCUUGGUAAUUUCAAGUGUGGUUAUAUAAAUGGACACUGUCAAUGUUCAUCAGCCUGGGUACCUGGUCAAAAUAAUGCUUGGGAAACACCUUAUUAAAAAUCGAGCUAAAUUGUCUCAGGUUCUUUAUUCAUAUAAUAAAGGUUGAAAAUGGGGGAGAUUGACAUUUUCUGUUUUUAUGUUUGUGAAACUGUUUGACACAACCUUGACAGUAUCCUUUAAUGGCAUAAUGAGGUUAAUUGUACCAUUAACAAUUUUUCUGUGUUCUGGAACUAGUUUUUAAGAGUGAAAAUAUUUUGAGUAAGUUGAUGUUUGCAACCUAUAAGCAGGUGAAGUUUGUGUAUGUGACCUGUUUAUAAGUUGUAUUAGUUUAGCUGUUGCGAACAGUGGAGAAGUUAAGCCAUGAGGAGAGCGGUUUAACCAGCUUUAAAGGACCUAAGAUGUGCUAUUUAAGCGCAGUGUGGAUCAAAGGCAACUCACACUAAGACAGGACUUCAGCAGCCUUUUGAGUAUGGACAAGUCAGCAUAAAUAAAGAAUGACAAGGCAGCAGCAAGAGCUUCAACUACAGAGAAGUGAAGGCAUAUGAUGCUAGUGAGCAACUUUGCAAAAGCUAGUUAAAUCUUACUGCAACUGAAAUGUCGAAGAAAGUAGCAGGAAGGAGCUCUUCGCCCUUUGGAACAUCAAUGAGAGAUAGUUGCUACAGUCACUAGGUCUAGCACUUAGACCUGCAAGGAAGGGCAAUAAGCAUUAGGUAAGGCUUGAAUUUGAAUUUUUUCACUAAUUAAAGAAUACUUUUUUGUAAAGCAAGGUAAGAGUAAUCUUUUUGAUUUACAGGUUGAAUGAGAACCCUACUUGCCUAAAUGAGGAAUGUCUUUCCUACCAUCUUAAAUACGAAGGUUUCUGGCUGGGUAAGGUUGGUAGCUCACAGUAAAACCUAACAACACCCAUUUAUUUCAUACAAAUUUACGUUAGGAAUUUUUAAACUGCCCUCUGUUUAGUAGGUCCAUUGGCAAAUUUCGUUACACUAUCUUGGCACAUGUCUAGUAAAAUAUUCCUUAGACAAUUUAAAAAGUUCCCCUGCAAUAGCCAAGAAAUAACUAAACGUGGCCCUUCAUGCAUACAAUUCAUUGUUAAUAGUAUCUGUAGCAUGAAGUCCAUUUUUAGAAAAAGUAAACCCAACUUUUAAGUUAAAGUAGUGUAUGUGAUGAGCAUGGCUUACAGAGUAACAUAACAAUGCUAAUAUUCAUGUCAGGAAUAAUCUCCAAAUGAAUCUUCCAAACCAUCAGAUGGUGCAAAUAUAAAAAUAAGCUUCAGUUAAGUGGUUUGUUCACAUCAGUUCACUUUCAUACAAAUUCAGGUCCUUGUUCUGGUUAGCUGGAAGCAGGUGGGGGGGGUCUCCCUACAACCGAUUCUCCUUUCAAGAGAUCUUUUCCCAAAGAGUACUUAGUUUAGUUGCUGAUCCUAAGUCUUAAUACUUUUUUUAAAAUGUUACUUUUUAAAAAAGUGUUGUUGGGGGGGAUACACUUAAGAGAAAAGCUGUUUAUACAUGGAAGUACCAUUAUCUGCAAGUUACACUUGACAUAGUUUAUUCGCCAAAAUGGAUGGUUCUGUGAUUGAAUCAGGCUCAAUCUGCACAUGGCAGUGGGAGUGUUAAAUAAGGUAAAUGUUUCCAUGGUGAAGCUCAAAGGAUGGUUUAAGUGAACUAACAGCAUAGGGGACUUUGCAAAGGUAUUGCUCUUUCUAAUCCAUUGCAUUUGUUUAUGAAAUAAAAUUACUUUAUUAAAACAUGUUCCAUUGUCGUUUCUAACAAGUACCCUGUCCCAAGGCAGAGUAUCAACUAAUUGGAAGUUGAUCUUACCAGGUGGCUUUAAAAACAUUUCUUUAAAGCUGGCAAUACAUGUAUCCUAGAGUAUGUGUAUGGUAAAAUAAAAUAUGUUGAAAAUUACAUGAAUGGUUUGGUUUUUAAGAGUUAAAGUAUGUCACAAUUUGAAUCAUCGAGUGUCUUGAAGUUCAUACAUAGUGGAAAAGCAUGUGAAUAUGUCAGGAUUACACAAGGAAUUAGCAUCUAAAUGAAAUUUUGCAAUGUAUGGAUUAAACAUUUCGAAGGUGGUCUGUAAUGGAUUCAAAUAUUUCAUUUGUAGGAUACUGUAAUGUUUUGAACUUUUUCAUUAAAGU